AUGGUCUUAAUAGCGAUAUGGAUAUUACAGUGUCUGCUUCACUGUUCUAUCUCUAAAGACAUUGUUUACCAUGUGAAAGAAGAAAACAGUCCUGUUAUCAACAUAGGAGACAUUACUGCUGAUUCAAAGUUAAAGGACCCUGCAUUAUUAUCAUUCAGUCAGUUACAAGAGAAGGGAACACAGCUAUUUAAUGUGACCAACACUGGAAAGAUAUACACCACACAAACACUGGAUGCUGAGUCCCUGUGUACUUUUGAGAAAGAAUGCUUUCACACAAUUAAGGUAGCAGUUCAUAAAGCAGGGAAAUUUAUAAAGAUAUUAAAAAUUAAGGUAAUUAUAGAAGACAUCAAUGACCAUCAACCAGAGUUUCCUGUGGGAGAAAUUCAAUUAACAUUUGGAGAAGGAGAUGGAAAAGGUAUGAAAAAGUCCAUCCCCAAUGCCAUUGACAAAGACGUUGGAUUACAGAACAGAUUAGUGGAUUACGAAUUAAAGGGAAAUAACCAACAGUUUUCUUUGUCCACAUUUCAGAUAGCAGAUAGUUUGCUAUCAUUAGAAAUUGUUUUAGAAGGAAAGUUAGAUAGGGAGAUGAAAGAUAGCUAUAAUAUAGAAGUAAUUGCUAAGGAUGGAGGAACUCUACCCAAACAGGGUGUCUUAAAUGUGCACAUAACUGUGAAAGAUGAAAAUGAUAACAGACCAAUUUUCUCUGAGAAAACAUACAAUGUCUCUAUACAAAAUAACCAUCAAAGGAAUAGACCAAUUGUUGUAAUGAUGGCAGAAGACUCUGAUAUUGGAGAAAAUGGUAAAGUUUUGUAUUAUAUCAGUUCAUUAACAUCUAAAGACUCAAUGAACAACUUUAGGAUAGAGCAACAAUCUGGGGAAAUAUUCCAAGCCAAACAUUCUAAUCUAGAAAAGAAGAAAUCAUUUAAAUUGUAUAUUGAAGCCAGAGAUGGGGGCAACCCUCCUCUCAGUUCCAUAGCCACUGUUAUG
Octopus bimaculoides (California two-spot octopus) is the source of this 987-nucleotide messenger RNA. Its product is annotated as protocadherin beta-15. Lineage: Eukaryota; Metazoa; Mollusca; Cephalopoda; Octopoda; Octopodidae. The record is from RefSeq and is a predicted model, not a curated record. Gene Ontology annotation, biological process: homophilic cell-cell adhesion. Gene Ontology annotation, cellular component: plasma membrane. Gene Ontology annotation, molecular function: calcium ion binding.